AUGGCUGUCCCUGUGUCCUCGAGUGGCCCGUCCACAACACCGUCCCUGGCCCGAGUUGACGCCCGGGACCCCGAGACCACAGCGGACGUGGUCCAGGAGUUUCUCGAACGGGACGGUGCCGUCAUCGUAACGAACCUGAUCACCGCCGAACAGGCGGCGCAGAUCCGGCGCGAUCUCAAACCACAUUUUGACGCCGACGGGGGCGAUAAGAGCGGCUUCUUCCCCAACACGACGCGGCGGGCCAUCGGGCUCUUGGGCAAAUCGGCCACGUGCGUCGACCUGGCCCUCAACCCCCUCUUCAACGAAGUGGCGUCCCGACUCCUGACGUCCAAGUUCGAGUACUGGAUCGGCCAAGAGAGGCAGUUGGCCGUGUCCAAGCCGCAGAUCUCCAGCACCGUCGGGUUCCAGGUGAACCCGGGCAGCAGGCAGCAGGGCCUGCAUCGGGACGACAUCGACUACCACGUCCGGUCGGGCCACGACUCUGUGCUGAUUGGCUGCGUGGUCGCGACGGUCAAGACGACUCGAGAGAACGGCGCCACCGUCCUCAUCCCGGGCUCUCACCGAUGGAAGGACGAUCGCUGUCCGUACGACCACGAGGCGGUGCCGGCCGAGCUGGAGCCGGGCGACGCCACCAUCUUUCUGGGGAGCACAUACCACGCGGGUGGUGCUAACCAGACAACGGACCAAGUCCGGGAGACAGUCGGCAUCUUUCUCACAAAAGGAAUGUACCGCCAAGUCGAGAACCAAUACCUGACGGUCCCACCAUCGGUGGCGUCGUCGCUGCCCACAAAGGCGCAGCGCCUGCUCGGGUACGGGGUGAGUCCGCCGUUCUGCGGCUUCGCCACGGAUUACAAGGACCCCAUGCAGGAGUUGUUUGGCGUCGUGGAUGCCGAGACGGUCGUGUUGUGA
This is a messenger RNA of Fonsecaea pedrosoi CBS 271.37, 909 nucleotides long. RefSeq lists its product as uncharacterized. The transcript has 4 exons. NCBI's taxonomy places the organism in Eukaryota, Fungi, Ascomycota, Eurotiomycetes, Chaetothyriales, Herpotrichiellaceae. Bases 1 to 909 code for a protein of 302 amino acids. The record is from RefSeq and is a predicted model, not a curated record.